Molecule: messenger RNA, 2629 nt
Organism: Vicia villosa (hairy vetch)
Lineage: Eukaryota; Viridiplantae; Streptophyta; Magnoliopsida; Fabales; Fabaceae
Product: protein IQ-DOMAIN 29-like
Exons: 7
Coding region: 214-2217 (667 amino acids)
Molecular function (GO): protein binding
Source: RefSeq, a predicted model, not a curated record
UAUGACGCUGCUUUUCAGUUUUCAAGUUCAGCCUUAUUAUUUAUUCUUUCUCUUUCUCCCACAUGCUCUGUCACUCUUUUCCCCCUCAAACCAAAAUCAGAAACUUUCUUUCUUCCUUCUAACCAUUAUAAUAAUCACUUCUCAAAUCUAUCUCUUUCAUUUCCUCAACAUUGGAUUCUCAGGCUCAGUUUUUCAGCUUCAAUUGGUGAGGUGAUGGGGAAAGGAAAAAGUCCUGGGAAGUGGAUCAAGAGCUUGUUCUCGGGGAAGAAAUCGUCGUCGAAGUCGUCUAGUUCGUCGAAGAAGAAUGAUAUUUUUAAAUCUUUGAGUAACAAGGAUAGUUUGGGGUCUUCUGAGUUAACUGUGUCUAAUCCAAUUCCAACUGUGGAUUCUUUGCUAAUAUCUCCGCCGAUAACUGGAACUAAUGUUGUCAAAGGAUUGUUUUCGGAAAAGGAAGUAGUUAAUCAGUCAUCAUCACAUGAGAGGGAUAUUGUGUCAAAUGGAGAGGAAGUGGCUCAGGUGGCACCGUCUGUAACUAAUUUUGCGUCUCAAGUUGAUCUUGAGACAGUCACGAUUACAGAUGCAGCUAUUAAACUUCAGGCUGCUUGUAGAGGCUAUCAGGCUCGCGGGGAAUUUCAAACACAAAAAGCUAUCACACAGCUGCAAGCUCUUAUUCGUGGUCACUUGGUUAGAAGACAUGCUGUUUCUGCUUUGUAUUGUGUGAAGAGAAUUGUUAAAUUCCAAGCAUUGGCUCGUGGUUACAAUGUUAGGCGUUCUGAUAUUGGGCUUGAAGUCCUGAAAAUUCGUAAGGAUACCCAAUGUUCACAAUCUAUUGGUGCAGCUACAUCCACAGAGGCAGAGAAGCUGCCCGAUAAUGUCUUUGUCCACAAGCUGCUGGCUUCAUCGUCCCAUGCUUUUCCUCUAUCUCUCAGUAGCGAUCUUGGAGAACCUUACUUGGCUGAAAACUGGCUUGACCGUUGGACUAGGUCACAGUUUUGGGCACCUCUUCCUAAAUUGAAGAAGAAACUUGAGUCAGCAUCUGUUGAAAAAAAUAUCAGUUCUGGAACAGUUGAAAAGGGACAAGGUAAAAGGAAUACUCGGAAAUCUCCUACUGUGAAAGCUAAUGAUGGUUCAAGUUCAGGUUCUAACAAGCAGAAACAAGGUCUAAAAAAGGAUUCAAAUCACUCAUUGGUUUCAGCUCUGGAACACGAAAACCCAAAGAAAGAACUUGAGAAAAGCAGUCUAAAAAAAUCUCGCAUGCAGAAUGUUUCAGAAAAAUCGGAGAUUGUUAGUGAGAAAAGAAAACACAGCUCUAGGACAAUUUCAGAUCAUACUGUUACUGAUGUUUUGGAGCAGGGGCCAAACUCCUCUUCUGAGAAAAUGAAAGUGAUAACAGUGCCAAAGUCUGAAGAGUCUUAUCCUGAGAAAAGUCUUGGAAAGAAAGCAUUAGAAGAGAAUAAUGAUAAGCCAAAGAAGAGCAUAAAUGGAAGUGCCAUAGACAAGAAAAGUCUUGGACAGAAAGCACCAGAAGAUAGUAAUGAUAAGCCAAAAAAGAGCUUAAAUGGUGAUGCGAAAGAAGAGAAAGGUCUUGGAAAGAAAGCACUAGAAGAUAACAAUGAUAAACCAAAAAAGAGCUUAAAUGGUGGUGCGAAAGAAGAAAAAGGUCUUGGACAUAAAGCACUAGAAGAUAAUAAUGAUGAGCCAAAAAAGAGCUUAGAUAGUGGUGUGAAAGAAGAGAAAGGUCUUGGACAGAAAGCACUAGAAGAGAAAGGUGAUAAUGAUCCUGCUGCUGUUUUACAGACUAGUGUGAAGAAUGUAGGAGAUGUUAAAAUAGGAGUUAGCGAAGACCUAAAUGGCGGUGACAAAAUUAUUAGCAACAAUAACCAAAGAAGAGCUUCACUACCUGCUAAUUUUAACGAUCAAGAAAAUGAGUUACAUAACACUCCAAGACUGCCGAGUUAUAUGGCUCCUACUGAAUCAGCAAAAGCUAGGCUAAGGGGACAAGGCUCCCCUAGAUUUGCUACUGAUUUUUUAGACAAAAACAGUUUAACCAGGAGGCAUUCACUUUCAUCCUCAUUUAACAGCAAGUCCGGUUCAUUUUCUCCGAGAGCAGAAAAGCUGGUAAGUUUGAGCAACAGAGGAGUUCCGAGGACGGAUAAAUCUCUGUCAUCUUCAAGGGAUGGAACUGAUAAGUUGACUCAACCUCAAUGGAGAAGGUGAUUUUAACUGAGAUACUUCAAGGAGGUACAAACUAAUAGAGCAAAAGAUACGAUGAAUUACAUUACAACCUUUUUCUUUAAUCAUCAUUGUCAUUAUUAUCUGUGCUUUGGUCAUAGUCUGAUAUCUACAGAAGAACACACGUUGUUAUCUGAUAUUAACUUUGUUUUAGUAGGGAAUACUUUUCUGAGUAUAUAUGUCUACGAAAUUAAGCUUUAGGUACGGGUUUUCUCUUUUUUCGAGUCAUUAUUGUUUCAAAGAGUGUCAUAUUUUGAGAAUUCUUUCAAGAUCGUAUUGUUAUUCGUUAAUCCUACUAGCCUUGGUGCAACGGGGAAGUAGCUGGCCAGCUACAUUAUGAUGAUAUGGUUUCAAAGUGUGUCAUAUUUUGAAUGCGACUUGAUUCACAUUCCUAUGA